Molecule: messenger RNA, 1395 nt
Organism: Phragmites australis (common reed)
Lineage: Eukaryota; Viridiplantae; Streptophyta; Magnoliopsida; Poales; Poaceae
Exons: 2
Coding region: 85-948 (287 amino acids)
Cellular component (GO): plasma membrane
Source: RefSeq, a predicted model, not a curated record
UCACCACCCCUCCCCACUCCACCACAUCCAAAGCGAACGCGCACGACCGCGCGCGCGCACGUCCGAGAUAGCACGGGUGCGCUCAUGCAGAUCCUCAGGUUGCUCGCAGCGCGGCGCUUCCGCCGCCGCCGCGCGGUGUCCACGAUCUCCGCGACGGCGCCGAGCACCCCGUGCGGCUACGGCUACAGCUACGGCGAGGAGGACGAGGGCCCGUUCUUCGACCUCGAUCUCUCCUGCUGCUCCGCGCCUGCGUCCAGCGCGGGCAGCCAGGUGGCCGAGUCGGGGUCGGAGUCCGAGGAAUCCUGCACCGCCGGCGAGCUCGACUUCGUCAUCUCGCUGCAGCGAAGCCGCUCCACGUCGCCGUCCUACGAGGGGAGCCUCUUCUUCCGCGGCGCGGCGCCCCCGCCCCUGCUCAAGUUCUGCGCGUCCGAGCCGAGCGACGCCGCCUCACGUUCGCGGUACAGCUGCGCGAGCCGGCGCGGGAGUAAGCUGCAGCUGCGCACGCUCAGCUUCGGAACCGCCAAGUCCGCGUUCUACGGUGGCCGCGCCAGCUUCUCCCGGAGCAUGAGCAGCGCGCGCUCUGCCAGGCUCUUCGCCGUGUACGGCGGAUACGGCUCGCCCGACCAGGACCAGGACGAAGCAGCCAAGAUCAGGCCGCCCUCGGGCGACGUCAUCCGGCGGUACCUGAGCAAGAUCUCGAGCAGGCUGCGGCGCGUGGCGCCCGGCCCCGCCGCCGCGGAUCUCUUGCUCCGGAAGAGCCGGUUGGCGUCCGCUGCGCAGAUGUCGGCGGCUCAGUCGCCGCUGCCAGCUCGCCGCGACGACUCGCUCCUCGAGAAGCAGGACGGCAUCGCGAGCGCCAUCGCGCACUGCAAGGAGUCCCUUCACCGAGCGUCCGUCUCGGAGCACGACACGUCCUUACUGCGAUCGCGGAGCGAUCCGGGGCCGUAGGCAGCAUCGUCGCUGGUGUUUUGCAUUUGCCAUGCAUGCCAUUUCGCUCCGGGGUUCUGGAGGAGGCGGAGGCUGAAGCUUCGCGCUGAACUUCGCAAAGGAAGCAUGGAAAAGACGACGAACCUGCCGCAAGUACAAAUUGCCAAAGGUUCAAGAACAUGCGGCGGUUUAGCGACUUAGAGAUCUUUAACCUUGUUUAUGUGUGCGAGUGAGUUCUUUUUUGGAUUUUAGGCGUGGGGAAAGAGCUCCUUUUAGGCUCCUUUAGCCACCUCCCUCAUGUACAAGCGUGGAUCAGUGCCUCUUUACCCUCUUUUCAGACGUGUAAUUUUCUCUUUUGGCUCGCUUUGUACAAGAGAGACCUGCAAAUGCAACACGACCUGUAAUUAGGUACUCAAUCUCAUUCACCGUUUGGUUCGAUGGCAAUCUCAUCAUAUUAUUUGGCUCGUA